AUGGAAUCGCGGGUCGAUGGGCACCACCUGCGUCACCGCCCUCGUGUGGGAAAUGCUGGGGGAGAGGAGGCUGGGCCCCAAAGCACGGGAUGCCAGGAACAGGACAGAAAUUCAAUUUCAGGGACACAGGCAGAUACACGGGUCGCUGAAAGGGAGAUUUCAGAGGAUGGCAGGGAGAGAGAGAGCGAGAGGAAGGGGAGAGAGAAAGGGGAAGAGAAGGGAUGCGACAAGGCCGAGAAAGAGGAAGAGAAGGGAUGCGACAAGGCCGAGAAAGAGGAAGAGGUCCGAGUGAAGAACGGGGAUUGGGCAGGAGGCGAAUAG
Messenger RNA from Penicillium waksmanii, 321 nucleotides. RefSeq lists its product as uncharacterized. Lineage: Eukaryota; Fungi; Ascomycota; Eurotiomycetes; Eurotiales; Aspergillaceae. The transcript has a single exon. Bases 1 to 321 code for a protein of 106 amino acids. The record is from RefSeq and is a predicted model, not a curated record.